AUAAAGAGCUGGCAAGGAGCUGGAAAGCAGAGAGCAGAGCUCACGGAAGAGCAAAGAUGCCAACCCCGAACAUCUCCACCUCUGCAGCCAAAGGCUUCCGCAGGGCAGUGUCAGAACUGGACUCCAAGCAAGCUGAGGCCAUCAUGUCUCCACGGUUCAUUGGUAGGCGUCAAAGUCUCAUUGAAGAUGCCAGGAAGGAAAGAGAGGCUGCAGCUGCAGCCACUGAUGCUGCAGAGUCUACGGAGACCAUUGUCUUUGAGGAGAAGGAUGGAAGAGCAAUGCUGAACCUCUUCUUCAUGCUCAAGGCAGCCAAGACUUCACCACUGUCCCGUGCACUUAAGGUAUUUGAGACAUUUGAAGCUAAAAUUCACCACCUGGAGACCAGGCUUAGCCGAAAGCCCCGAGAAGGGACUGCUGAACUGGAAUACUUUGUGCGCUGUGAAGUCCAUAGCUCUGACCUCAAUACUUUCAUUAGCUCCAUCAAGAGGGUAACAGAAGACGUGAGGACCACUAAGGAAGACAAAUUUCACUGGUUUCCCAGAAAAAUCUGUGAACUGGACAAGUGCCACCAUUUGGUCACCAAGUUUGACCCUGACUUGGAUCUGGAUCACCCAGGCUACUCUGACCAAGUAUAUCGCCGGAGAAGGAAAUCAAUAGCGGAAAUUGCUUUUCAUUAUAAGCAUGGGGAUCCGAUCCCUCACGUGGAGUACACGGCAGAGGAGAUUGCUACUUGGAAGGAGGUGUACAGCACCCUGAAGAGCUUGUAUCCCACCCAUGCCUGCAAGGAAUACCUCGAAGCUUUUAACCUACUGGAGAAAUACUGUGGCUACAAUGAGAAUAACAUCCCUCAGCUGGAGGAGGUCUCCCGCUUCUUGAAAGAGAGGACCGGCUUUCAGUUACGGCCAGUGGCUGGCUUGCUGUCGGCGCGGGACUUCCUCGCCAGUCUGGCCUUCCGUGUCUUCCAGUGCACACAGUACAUCCGCCACGCGUCCUCUCCCAUGCACUCCCCUGAGCCGGACUGCUGUCAUGAGCUGCUGGGGCAUGUCCCGAUGCUGGCUGACAAGACGUUUGCCCAGUUCUCUCAGGACAUUGGGCUGGCAUCUCUGGGAGCAACUGAUGAAGAAAUUGAGAAACUUUCAACACUUUACUGGUUUACGGUGGAGUUUGGGCUCUGCAGACAGAAUGGGAUAGUCAAAGCUUACGGAGCUGGGCUCCUGUCUUCCUAUGGGGAGCUCAUACAUUCCUUGUCAGAUGAGCCAGAGGUGCGGGACUUUGACCCUGAUGCUGCUGCUGUUCAACCCUACCAGGACCAGAACUACCAGUCCGUAUAUUUUGUGUCUGAGAGCUUCAGCGAUGCCAAAAGUAAACUGAGGAGCUACGCAGCACACAUCAAGCGGCCCUUCUCAGUGAAAUAUGAGCCCUACACCCACAGCAUUGAGCUCCUGGAUAGCCCUCAGACGAUCUGUCACUCCCUGGAGAGCGUAAGGGAUGAACUCCACUCGCUGAUUAAUGCGCUCAAUGUUAUCAGUUAAUAUGAGAACUGGGCUCUUUCCUUCUCUUCUUCCCUUGCAACCCCAAAACCUCCUGCUCUGCCCUUGCCUAGUUCCCAACUGACAACUCUUACCUGUCUUCUCCAAGCAUUUGCACCGCUGCCUGUCACCACGCAACCCCAAGAGCUUUCCACUUUUGUAUGUAGGGCCAGCUCAGAGGAGUGUAGGCAGACAGACCCAAGGGCUGCUGGCUUUUUGGUGUAGCCGUUCUAUUGACUGCUGAAAGAGGCUUAGCACAGACCAAAGGCAUGGCCAAGCUACAAAGCUGAGGUCAAGAACUGUGUGCUAGGCUCCUGGGUGCAAGGAAGAGGAGAAAAGCUUCUUUAUCAGAGAGAGAGAGAGAGAGAGAGAAUCUAUUUUUUAUUUUUUUUUUUGCAGUUUGAGGGAAUAAAUUAAUCUGCUUUUCCACUUUUUUAGCCCCAAAGCAAAUCCUAUAGCAACUUCAGGAGGGACCUUCAGUCCCCACCGUGUCCUGCCUCUUACAGCCUCGCACAGUCAGGAAAUGCAGAGCUGCUUGAGAAGCUUUACUGCCUGAACCAACCCGAUGUUUAAAAUUCCAGCUCCCAGCCUGUCGGCUUCUCACACAGGGGAAUGCUUAGGGAAGAAACCCUGAGCUGUACCACCCCUCCAGGCUGCGAUAAGCUGCUCCGUACCUCUAAACUGACCUAAGCUAAGAGUUGCCUGUCUGGCAUAAAGCAGUCCUUAUCUACCUGCAUCCUCCCCAGCACAAACACCACAGGGCAAGUCCUGGCCAGACCAGAGCAUG
Molecule: messenger RNA, 2316 nt
Organism: Neopsephotus bourkii (Bourke's parrot)
Lineage: Eukaryota; Metazoa; Chordata; Aves; Psittaciformes; Psittacidae
Gene: TH
Product: tyrosine hydroxylase
Exons: 13
Coding region: 57-1532 (491 amino acids)
Biological process (GO): dopamine biosynthetic process from tyrosine
Cellular component (GO): perikaryon; cytoplasm; axon
Molecular function (GO): iron ion binding; tyrosine 3-monooxygenase activity
Source: RefSeq, a predicted model, not a curated record